UAUUUAUUUAACUUGGACACUGGGAGGAAUAAGUGUGAAAGAGCAGGGUGUGUGCUUGGAGUUCUGCCAAAAAGAAAAAUGGGUGAUAAUGAUUCUCUCUCCGAAUUCCUCGCAUCUGCAGUCGAUGCUGCUCACAAGGCCGGUGAGAUUAUUCGAAAAGGUUUCUACGAGACCAAGCACGUGGAGCACAAAGGACAGGUUGAUUUGGUCACUGAAACUGAUAAAGCAUGUGAAGAGCUCAUAUUUAAUCAUCUCAAGAAACUUUACCCCUCUCAUAAGGCUGGAACUAAACGUGACAAGUUAACAGUAGAUGUCUGUACAAAAAGGAUUAAUAGCUUACUUUUCAAGGUGAGAUCCCUUCGAAUGACUGGCUCCUGUGCUUUGAACCUUUGCGGAAUUGCAUGUGGAAGGCUGGAUGUAUGCUUUGAAAUCGGCUUUGGAGGUCCUUGGGAUGUGGCAGGUGGUGCUGUCAUUGUAAGAGAAGCCGGAGGUGUUAUAUUUGAUCCGUCUGGUGCAGAUUUUGACAUUACAUCUCAGCGAGUAGCAGCUUCCAACCCUUUCUUGAAGGAUGCCCUUGUUGAUGCUCUGCGCCAAACAGAGUGAAAAAUUUGCUAUUAAUUAAUGACGGGGAGAAAUUGCCAUGUUAUGUCAGCCUAUGUUAAUUCAUUUCCCCUUUGUUAAAAUGCUUGAAGUGGGCUGCACGACUUUAUUAUUUUUCCAAUUCUCUUGUGAUCUUACUCACCAAAAUAUUAGUAUACUCUACUUUUUUUUUUUUUUUUCAAAAAUCUCACAUGGUUA
Molecule: messenger RNA, 798 nt
Organism: Gastrolobium bilobum
Lineage: Eukaryota; Viridiplantae; Streptophyta; Magnoliopsida; Fabales; Fabaceae
Product: inositol-phosphate phosphatase-like
Exons: 8
Coding region: 79-603 (174 amino acids)
Biological process (GO): inositol metabolic process; signal transduction; phosphatidylinositol phosphate biosynthetic process
Molecular function (GO): inositol monophosphate 1-phosphatase activity
Source: RefSeq, a predicted model, not a curated record